Seriola dumerili (greater amberjack) is the source of this 3587-nucleotide messenger RNA. It is a transcript of the gene srcin1a, whose product is annotated as SRC kinase signaling inhibitor 1. The coding region runs from base 16 to 3558 and encodes 1180 amino acids. Gene Ontology annotation, biological process: regulation of dendritic spine morphogenesis. NCBI's taxonomy places the organism in Eukaryota, Metazoa, Chordata, Actinopteri, Carangiformes, Carangidae. The transcript is spliced from 18 exons. Gene Ontology annotation, cellular component: actin cytoskeleton; postsynaptic density; cytoplasm. The record is from RefSeq and is a predicted model, not a curated record.
CGUGGUGGCAGUCACAUGAUCUCGACAGAUGACUUGGAGUAUCCAAGGGAGUACCGGACGCUGGGGAACAGCGCUCGGCGCUUCUCCAAUGUGGGCCUGGUGCACACGUCGGAGCAUCGCCACACUGUCAGCGCCGCCCAGAGCCUGGAGGCUCUGACCAACCUGCAUAAGGCUGACAUGGAACGCAAGAGGGAUGCCUUCAUGGACCACCUGAAGAGCAAGUACCAGCAGCAGCAGCAGCUGCAGCAUCCGCACCACAGCCCGCACCACAACCCGCCAUCGCCCUCACCCUCCCAUUCCAGCAUGAGGGGCACGUCGGAGCGGUCUGCACGUGAGCAGCAACAGCCCAACUACUGGAGCUUUAAGAGCCGCAGUCCACGGCAUUCCCAGUCUACCCAGUCUGGGCUUGCCGACCAGGCCGCCAAGCUCUCCUUUGCCUCUGCUGAAUCCUUGGAGACCAUGUCAGAAGCCGACAUCCCCCUGGGGUUCAACCGGAUGAACCGCUUCCGCCAGAGCCUGCCGCUGUCCCGCUCUGCCAGCCAGAAUAAGCUACGAUCUCCAGGCGUGCUGUUCCUGCAGUACGGGGAUGAGACACGCCGGGUGCACAUCACCCACGAGCUGAGCAGCCUGGACACGCUGCACGCCCUCAUCGUCCACAUGUUCCCUCAGAAGUUGACAGCGGGUAUGCUGAAGUCACCCAACACAGCCAUCUUGAUCAAGGAUGAGGCACGUAACGUCUUCUACGAGCUGGAGGAUGUGCGGGACAUCCAGGACCGCAGCAUCAUCAAGAUUUACCGCAAAGAGCCCAUCUAUGCUUCUUAUCCUGCUGCUGCACACCUGGCUAAUGGAGACCUGAGGAGGGAGAUGGUGUACUCCUCUCGCGACUCCUCUCCAACUCGCCGCCUCAACACCCUCCCCUCCUCUACGGCCUCAGGGUCUUCUGGCUCUCCCUCCCGUUCACGCCUCUCCUACAGCGGGGGCCGCCCUCCCUCCUUCUCCGGGUCCCAUCCCCAGCAUGAACAGCCCCGACACCCUCACCAUCCCCCAGCCAGCCACGCUGCCAAUGCAGGCCUGUCUCCUUCACCCAGCGCCAUCCUAGAGCGCCGUGAUGUCAAGCCUGAUGAAGAAGUGUCUGCGAAAAACAUGGCAUUAAUGAAGAACGAGGGGCUGUAUGCAGAUCCCUACAGCUUGAUGCACGAGGGCCGCCUCAGCAUUGCUUCCACCCAGUCUUUAGCUGCCAUUGGGGACCCCUUUAGCUUCCCUGUUUCCAGUGGCCUGUACCGCCGUGGCUCUGUGCGAUCCCUUAGCACCUACUCGGCCGCUGCUCUUCAGGGCGAUCUGGAGGACUCCCUCUACAAGCCUGGAGGCUCACUCUACUCUGACACAUACUCCUCAGCCACUCUGGGCAUGGGUUUUCGCAUGCCGCCCUCAUCCCCACAGAAAAUUCCUGACAUGCAGCUGAGGGACAGGGACUCGUAUUCUAGCUCACCCAGCAGAGCCUCACCCGUCAGGCAGACGUUUCGCAAGGACUCGUCCUCCGUGUUUGUGGAAAGCCCAAAGUCGAGGCCCAGCUCCGGUUCAGAGCCCCUGUGUCUGACAGCCGGGCCUGGGGAGGGCGGCAGGGCCACACCUGGUUUUGGUUCUUCAUUGUCUGGACAAGACUCUGACACUAGCAGGUCACGUAUGGAGGCCAUGGAGAAGCAGAUAGCCAGCCUGACUGGCCUGGUCCAGAGUGUGCUGACCAGAGCACCAGACAGUGACAGCACAUGCGGCCUGCUGCGUCUCUGCAUGAUGGCGGGCUGCCCUCCGGACCAAGGGACGGAGUUCUCACGGCCAUUACCUUUCUCUUCCAGCGAGAAGACCGAAACCAACAGUGACGGCUCCGCCACUGGAACUGGACGGCUGAAGCAGAAAGGUAACCAGAUCGGAGCACCUCAUAGAUAUACUAUAUAUAUAUAUAUAUGCAUACCACCACCACCUUCUAACAUAAACCAGGUGAACAGCGUCGGCCGCUUGCAGAUGCAGCUCCACCUGCACGGCCUGCAGCAAAAUGCCACCGACCUGCGCAAACAGCUCACCCAGCUGCGCAAGAUACAGAUGGAGAACCAGGAUUCGGUGAAAACAUUGCUGAAACGGACAGAAGCGGAGCUGAAUGUGCGCGUUGCUGAUGCCCUGAGGAAGCAGGAGGAUCCUCUGCAGAGACAGCGCCUCCUGGUGGAGGAGGAGAGACUCAAGUACCUCAAUGAGGAGGAGCUCAUCAUCCAGCAACUCCACGACCUGGAGAAGUCGGUGGAGGAGAUCCAGAAGGAAUCAUCUGUCAACCACAAGCUCGUGACGGUGCAGGAGCUGGAGGAGAAGGCCACUGUUCUGAGAAAGCUGGGAGAAACACUCACAGAACUGAAAAAUCAGUUCCCAGGCCUGCAGAGUAAGAUGCGGGUGGUGCUCAGGGUAGAAGUGGAGGCCGUCAAAUUCCUGAAAGAAGAGCCACACAGACUCGACGCCCUGUUAAAACGCUGCAAGAGUAUAACUGACACCCUCGCGACCAUGCGCAAACAAGCGAAUGAGGGGGUGUGGAAAAAGCAGGAGGACUUCUCCAGUCCUUCAUCAAAGCACAAUGAUGACUUGCGAAAGUUCGCAGACUUUGACAUUCCCACCAGCCCACCACUCACCAUCAAUGACCUCGGGGGAGGCAACAGCCUGUCCAACUGGAGCCCCCACACUAGCCUCAGCCGAGGCCACGGGAACCCGUCCGGCCCCCACAAGGACAAUUAUCCUCCUGUCCCCCACAAGGGAAAAGCCCUGGAGGAGCUGGAGCGCCGUGCUGCUGCAGAUAAAGCUUUGUCCGUAGAGGUCCGACUGGCAGCAGAGCGGGACUGGGAGGAGAAGCGGGCCAGUCUGACCCAGUACAGCGCUCAGGACAUCAACCGGCUGCUGGAGGAGACCCAGGCCGAGUUAAUGAAGGCUAUUCCUGACCUGGACUUUGCUGCCAAGCAGAUCAAGCCCAGCUCCAACCCAACGUCCUCUCAGACCCCUCAGAGUGGGACGGCAACCCCAGAGCACCGUGCCAGCAAGCCCCAGCACAAGCUUUCUGGGAAGGAGGGAGGAUCCAGGCGUGGCUCUGAUGAGCUGACAGUGCCUCGAUAUCGCACAGAGAAACCCUCCAAGUCUCCUCCUCCACCGCCACCGAGACGUAGCUUCCCAUCCUCUCCAGGCAUUACCACCCGCAGCGGAGAGCCCCUCAUUCCUGGAAAAAGUAUAAAGAAGUCUGAAUCUGAAGAGACUGAAGGCCAGAAGCCUCAUGUAAAGCUGAGGAGGACCGUGUCCGAAAACCCUCGUCCUGCAUCUACACCCCCCACACUGGCCUCUGGGGACAAGGAGGAAGGGGAGGAAGAAAAAAUUGCUGCCGAACUGGAGGGAGGGAAUAGCUCCAGCGUUGGUAAGAUUCUCCACUCCUCGGCUGCCUCCAAGCUGAAGCACCUGCAGCAGAACAGCACAGACAAGACUAAAAUUGGCAAAAGAGAGGACUUCUUGAAGAUCCAGGGCCAGCAGCAGCAGUGAGCGACCUGUCCGUGUCCAACCUCUUCAGU